Messenger RNA from Saccharomycodes ludwigii, 813 nucleotides. It is a transcript of the gene PEP12, whose product is annotated as SNAP receptor PEP12. Gene Ontology annotation, molecular function: SNAP receptor activity; SNARE binding. The record is from RefSeq and is a predicted model, not a curated record. Lineage: Eukaryota; Fungi; Ascomycota; Saccharomycetes; Saccharomycodales; Saccharomycodaceae. Gene Ontology annotation, biological process: Golgi to vacuole transport; vesicle fusion; intracellular protein transport. The coding region runs from base 1 to 813 and encodes 270 amino acids. The transcript has a single exon. Gene Ontology annotation, cellular component: membrane; SNARE complex; endomembrane system.
AUGACCUCUAUAGUUCCAUAUUCAGAUUCGCCUGAGUAUGAUCAAGUAUCCGCUCAAAUAAGUAACUGUUUAUUUGAAGUUAAUGGUCAAAUAAGUACGUUGCAACAAUUUAUUAAUGCUUUACAGAAUACUGAAAAUUAUAAUAGCAUUUCUUUUGACAAGAUUUCUAAAAAGGCCUAUUCUAACAUAGAAAAAGUCACAAAAAGUAUAAAAAAUAUUGAUGAAUUGGUUCACAAAAUAAAUACAUUUGAAAAUAUAACUUUAGACAAACAGCAACUAAUUUCUAGAGAAAAGCUAUUGAGAGAUGUUAAGUCUUCUAUUCAAGAGUUUCAAAACAUUCAAACACAAUUUAGUCGUAUAAGUCAAAGAUUAAAUGAUGAAGUGAAGGCAGCGUUGAACCAGGAAGAGGCAGAAGCAGAAGCAGAUGAAGGUCAUCAACAACAAGAACACGUUAAAGCGUCUCAGACACUCCUACAGAAUAAACAAUAUAUCAUUCAAAGAGAAGAUCUAAACAAUGAGGAGUUGGCAUAUCAUCAAAAUUUAAUUAGGGAACGAGACCAAGAAAUCAACAACAUCCAACAUGGUAUUGUUGAACUAAAUACCAUUUUUCAAGAUUUGAGCGCUAUAAUUCAGGAGCAAGGGCAGAUGGUUGAUAAUAUAGAAGCUAAUAUAUAUUCAACUGCCAAUAAUACACAACAGGCUUCGCAACAGUUACAUAGAGCCAUGAUAUCUCAAAAAAGAAGAGGAAGAGUAUGUAUAUACUUGUUCACGUUUUUAUUACUGUUUCUACUUGUAGUGAUUUUGGCUUUAUAA